Hibiscus syriacus is the source of this 576-nucleotide messenger RNA. RefSeq names its product stigma-specific STIG1-like protein 2. The record is from RefSeq and is a predicted model, not a curated record. Lineage: Eukaryota; Viridiplantae; Streptophyta; Magnoliopsida; Malvales; Malvaceae. The transcript has a single exon. Bases 1 to 462 code for a protein of 153 amino acids.
AUGUCACUUAUCAAAAUUAUCGCCACUAUGGCGAUAAUGAUCGCUUUAGCAACGAAAACCAUCGGCGGCGGCGACGCCGAAAUGAACCCUACUUUGGUUUCAUCAACCGCACUCCCAAAGACCGAACCACCCGUACUGCCAAAGCCGAGUAGUUUCAAAAGGGUAAGUCGUUUCCUCCAGCAAGGAGUUAGAAACCCCAGAGCCGCCGAUCACUGCCACAAAGACGAGGAGGUUUGCUACAUCCAAGACGGCGCCACCUCCACUUGCUGCAACAACAAAUGCAUCUUUUUGGCGACGGACGACCACAACUGCGGCGCAUGCAAGAGGAAGUGCAAGUUCACCCAAGUUUGCUGCCGGGGAGAGUGCGUCGAGAUUGCUUUCGAUAAAAGGCAUUGCGGCGCUUGCAACCACCGGUGCAAUCCCGGCGAAUAUUGCGUUUAUGGAAUGUGUAACUACGCAUAAAUUUUAAGGGUUAUUAUGAGCGUUGGGAUUUAUUCAUAUACACGAUAAAAAAGAAGUACAUUUGAAGUGCUUCUUAAAAGGUUAUAUUUAUAUAAUCAUUAAUAAUUACUAUAA